AUCGAGAGCACGAUACUGCAAUCUGAAUUGCGGAACCGAGUGUCAGGAUGUCGACUGAGCUGCUUGACGAAGUGCGUAUUGAGGGUGGCGACGCUGCGAAAGGAGGGUUGUGUGUGAGUCGCGAACGGUUCAGGUCUGGGGGGUCUGAGUGAUGUGGUGUAAGGUUGAGGGCAAUCGACGUCAGCAAGAUCCCAAAGGAGCUAGACGAGGUCAUCAUCUUUCGAGGUCGUCCCUCAGCGGCACCUUCACGCCAUUUGUACUGGUCAGUGCUUUGGGCGAGGAGUGGGACAAGGGGAGGCAGCUGCCCUUCCAGUGCGCUGCGCCCAGGCAACGACCUCGCCUUGCCAGAGCGUGUUCCGGCUACCAUGGCGGACCAGUCUAGCUGCGAGGGGCUCAGAGAGAGAGAGAGUCUCGCACGCCCAGAGUUGACACCGCUGUAUGCCAGCUUGUCCUAGAGAUGUUGAAAUUGAAGCUUCUACAUUUGCAGCGAUG
Ceraceosorus bombacis is the source of this 492-nucleotide messenger RNA. Lineage: Eukaryota; Fungi; Basidiomycota; Exobasidiomycetes; Ceraceosorales; Ceraceosoraceae. The record is from the annotation of a GenBank genome assembly.